Aspergillus ibericus CBS 121593 is the source of this 2655-nucleotide messenger RNA. Its product is annotated as putative MFS transporter. Bases 265 to 2301 code for a protein of 678 amino acids. NCBI's taxonomy places the organism in Eukaryota, Fungi, Ascomycota, Eurotiomycetes, Eurotiales, Aspergillaceae. Gene Ontology annotation, biological process: transmembrane transport. Gene Ontology annotation, molecular function: transmembrane transporter activity. The transcript has 2 exons. The record is from RefSeq and is a predicted model, not a curated record.
GUUCGAGGAGUGGAGAUACCAUCUCAUCCUCGGGCUGCAUCGAGACGAUCGUUUGAUCCCACCAGUGGCCUGUUCUAUCCUUCUAUCUCACCCCUCCAGCUGGACACCCAAAAUAAAUUGAAGGGUCGGUGCUCAGCUGAAAUUUCCUACCCUACAGUCCCAGCUAUCCCCAGGGUCCAACUGACUAGACGCGGAUCUUGCAGCUACUAGCCUCGAUUCCAAGCUGCGGGACCUGUCUCCGAUUCGUUGCUCUGAUCCGCAACAAUGGCGACCGAAGAAGCUCCCACGGCUUCCCCCGCAGAGCAGUCACAGCCAUCCAAAGGGUGGUGGAAACGAUUGCGUGGAACCAAUGCCCCCGAGACACCCACCAUCACUACAAGCGAAAGUCCCUAUCGUCCAAAAGCCACCCUAGGCAUUCUAAGUGACAAGGAGACAGAUGAAGUACCUGGAACUGUUCUUCUGCUCUCUUCGAACCGCAAUGAGCCUCUUGGGCUGAAACACCAACCGCAUCGUGAAUCUGGCUCGUCCUUGCCUUCACCCUACCCUCCGUCACGUUCCUCGUCUCGUGCGCGUCCGUCGAAAAAGAAGACAGCGGAUGGUAACAUCGUUUUAGAACCCCAGCCUGAUGACUCGGUCAACGACCCUCUCAACUGGCCGGUGUGGCGGCGAGAUGCCGCGUUGGUUUCUUUGGGAUUCUACUGCCUCAUGGGGGGCGGUAUGACUCCCAUUCUUGCCGCUGGGUUCAGCCAAGUGGCUGCUGCAUAUGAUGUGGAUACGCAGAAGGUCGCAUAUACAACGGGCUUGUACAUGUUGGGUCUCGGAGUCGGGUCCGUGAUCAUGUCCCCAACAGCGAUUCUCUAUGGAAAGCGGCCGGUCUAUCUUCUAGGCGCGACCCUCUUUAUCAUCUCCGCUGUCUGGUGUGCGCUGUCGCCCAAUUACCCCAGCUUGGUCGUCGCUCGCAUUUUCCAGGGCAUUGCGGUGAGCCCGGUAGAAUGUCUGCCCUCUGCGACUAUCGCGGAGAUUUACUUCCUGCACGAGCGGGCGUACCGUGUCGGCAUCUACACACUCCUGCUUCUGGGUGGCAAGAACCUGAUUCCCUUGGUCAGUGCAGCUAUCAUUGGCAGCUUGGGAUGGCGCUGGGUGUUCUGGAUCGUUGCCAUCGUCGUCGGCGCUUGUCUGGUGCUUCUUUUCUUCUUUGUUCCCGAGACGUUCUGGGACCGCACGCCCCGGCCACGCCGGGCCCGCAAGCGCCCCAGCUUUUACCGCAGCGUGUCGAAUAUUGUGUCACACGGGUUGAGGGGUCGACCACCGCAUGCGCAUCGUCUGGAGGACCAACCCCCAGACCACGACCCCACCUCAACGGAGCCGAAGAAACCCAAGAAGGGCCACGUUGGGUUUGUGGAUGACCAUGACGAGACGACCGAAACCAUUCCCGAGAAGGUAGAGGGUAUUGAUGGUGAGGAUCACAUAUCUCCAUCCAAUGAACCCGUAAUGGAGCAUCCUGAGAUCAGAGAAUCGCUGGGCGAGGACCCUGAGAAGUCUCACGGAUUUCUUCAUCCUCCCGCGGUGGGGCAUACUCAUCAUGACGAUGUUGAAGCUGCCCGACACACCGCUAUGUCCCCGGCUCGUAGUGAGUCGCCCGAUUUAGGUGUGCCAACCACAUCGGCGGCUCAUUAUACGAAUCGACUCCGGGAGCAGCCGUCUAUCCCAUACUCUUACUAUCUCCGCCCGUGGAAUGGCCGUAUCGCCCAUGACAAUUGGCUGCGGGUGGCGGUGCGGCCGUUCAUUCUCUUUGCGUAUCCGUCCGUGCUGUGGUCGACCGUGGUGUAUGCUUUGUCCGUCGGCUGGCUCAUUGUCCUGUCGGAGUCGGUUGCUACCAUCUACGAGCAGCGGGACACAUACAACUUCACCGCGCUGCAAACCGGUCUCGUCUACAUUUCGCCGUUCGUCGGGGGCCUGCUCGGGACCGCCGUGGCCGGUAAGGUGUCCGACAUCAUUGUCCAAUACAUGACCCGGCGCAACGGGGGCGUGUACGAGCCGGAAUUCCGCCUGGUGAUGGCGAUUCCGAUUGCGAUCUCGACGACCAUCGGACUGAUGGGGUUCGGAUGGAGUGCGCAGGAGCGGGAUGCGUGGAUUGUGCCAACGAUCUUCUUCGGGCUGGUCUCGUUUGGGUGCUGCCUGGGGAGUACGACGGCCAUCACGUUCUGCGUGGACAGUUACCGACAGUACGCGGGGGAAGCCUUGGUGACGUUGAACUGGAGUAAGAGUAGGUUUCCUGAUCUUGGUGCGACUUGUGAAUGAACGCUAACGAUGGAGACAGAUGUAUUUCACGGCCUGAUCUUUUCGCUGUUCAUUGUGGAUUGGCUGGAUGCGGAGGGAUCCCGGAUGGUGUUUAUCGCCCUGGGGGUGAUCCAGCUGGGGUGCCUGUUGUUCUCGAUUCCCAUGUACAUUUAUGGCAAACGGGCGCGGAUGUGGACGGUUCGGAUGCGCCUGAUGGAACGCUUUUAGACGGGACAGGCGGCCCGCCGAGGGAUGGACCGCGUCCCAUUGGCCGGGAGGAUCGCAUGAUCGGAUGAUUCUUGUUUUGAGUUGUAGAUCUGCGCUGUAUCAUGAUACCUAUCUUAGAUCGCAUAUACUAUGGGAUACUAUCCAUGC